AUGGAGCAGGAAGGAGGUGAUGGUAUAUACCUAGGCCUCCCUGAAUCUUUUGGAGGCUCUAGAGUAUCCAUUUUGAGCUUCCUCAAAGAAAGACUCGAGCAAAGAAUCGGUGGCUGGCAAAAUAGGUUCCUUUCUCCAGCAGGCAAAGAAGUGCUUCUCAAAGCAAUUGCUUUAGCUCUUCCAACCUACACAAUGUCGUGUUUCCUGGUGCCAAAGACGAUAUGCAAGAAAAUUAUGGCUAUAAUGUCAGAUUAUUGGUGGAAGAGCAACACAGCGUCAAAAGGAAUGCAUUCGAGAAGUUGGGAGAGCCUAUGCUCCCCAAAGGACAAAGGAGGACUCGGUUUUAAAGAUCUAGAAGCUUUCAACACGGCUCUGCUCGGGAAGCAACUCUGGCGCAUUAUCACCCAACCAGACUCAUUGCUAGCCAGAAUCUUCAAAAGCAGAUACUUUAGAUCCUCCGACCCUCUCAAUGCCCCACUAGGAUCCCUGCCCUCAUAUGCCUGGAGAAGUAUCCACUCAGCUCAGCAUCUGAUCAAACAAGGCGCUAAGGUGAUCAUUGGAAACGGUUGCAGAUCUGAUGAGGUUGAGGGUGUGGUCAGUGAACAUCCUAUGCUCUCAGUUGCGGAGUUGCACAAGUGGUGGAAUGAAAAGUUUGGCUCUGAGCAAACUUUUCUUACCCAACUUGACAUGGAAGGUGAGGAAGUUAGUGAUGCAAAAACACUGUUGCAGGAUGCGAAAAAGAAUGCUAUCAAAAGACUCUUUGGAGAUUGGGAUGAGAGUUUCAGAUUCAUACCCAAGUUGAUGUCUGCGCUUCACUCUUCUAACGGGCUGCUCGUGGACUGGGAGUAUGAUUCUUUGCCUAACCCUGAACAUGCAUCCUUUCGAAGAGUGUUUUGGGCGUUUUCACAGUCUGUUGAAGGGUUUAAGCAUUGUAGACCUGUGGUUGUUGUGGACAGCAAACAGUUGAAGGGUAGGUACAAUAUGAAACUGAUGAUAGCCUCAGGGUUUGAUGCAGCCUACAAAAGUUUCCCGCUUGCCUUUGCGGUUACUAAAGAAGUAUCCAUUGAUAGUUGGUGUUGGUUUCUCACUAGAAUCAGAGAGAAGGUAACACAAAGGAAGGGCCUUUGCCUCAUCACAAGGCAUCACCCGGACAUACUCGCUGUUGUUAACGAACCCGGGUCUCAGUGGAAAGAGCCCUGGGCUUAUCACAGGUUCUGUCUGACUCAUCUGUGCUCCCAAUUCUCUCGCCUCUUCCCAGACCACCACCACCACACGAAGUAUCUUGUGAUGCAGGCUGGUUCUUCGACUCAGAAGGCAGAAUUUGAUUCCUACAUGAAGGACAUCAAAGAGAAGAGUCCAGAAGGCUGGAAAUGGCUAGACCGAAUCCCUCCGCAUCAGUGGGCUCUGGCGCAUGACAGUGGGCUUAGAUACGGAGUCAUGAUGAUAGAUAGAAAAGCUUUGUUUGCAGUUUGUAGAAGCUUUCAGAAAGUUGCAAUGACAGGGGGUGUGUACACAGAAAAUGUCAUGAGAAAAUUUCAAGAGUCUUUGAUAGAUUCCGGUGCUUACGUUGUAACGCCGUUAGAAAGCGAUGCAUUUCAGGUCUCAGGACCCUCAGAACGCGUCUCCAUGAGGCAUUUAAUGGAGAAAUAUAAGGAAUGCAUUGUUGAGUUGAAUGACUCAACCUGUACUUGUGGGAAGUUCCAAAGGAAGAGGUUUCCAUGUCUGCACGCUCUAGCUGUCUUCCAGAAGAUGAAAAUCAACCCUUUGCCGUAUGUGGACGACUGUUACUCUGUUGAAAGCUAUUACAAAACUUAUGAGGCUACAUUUUCUCCUGUUCCGGAGAUGUCAGCUUGGCCGGAAGCUUCUGGAGUUCCUACAUUGUUUCCCCACGUCAUUGCACCACCUCCACUUAAAGUAUCAGGAAAAGGGAAAGGAAAAAGCAAAAGCAAGGAGCCUCCUAGUGAUGAAGAGUUGAGAAAUGCAAUUCUUGAUAUCUUGAAAGUGAUGGACUUUAAAAUGGUAAGGACUUCGAACACCAUCAUGUAA
Brassica oleracea var. oleracea is the source of this 2046-nucleotide messenger RNA. RefSeq lists its product as uncharacterized. Gene Ontology annotation, molecular function: zinc ion binding. The transcript has 3 exons. The record is from RefSeq and is a predicted model, not a curated record. The coding region runs from base 1 to 2046 and encodes 681 amino acids. Lineage: Eukaryota; Viridiplantae; Streptophyta; Magnoliopsida; Brassicales; Brassicaceae.